AUGUCUCUGCUCAUCAGUUAUGAGGGGCUUCGGCAUCAGAUCGAGAGGCUGGUGAGGGAAAAUGAGGAACUGAAGAGGCUGGUGCGGCUCAUUCGGGAGAACCACGAGCUCGAGUCAGCAAUCAAGACACAGGCGGGUGGCCUGGGCAUCAGCGGGUUCACCAGCGGGCAUGCGCGCGGAGCGGCGGCGGCUGCAACGCAAACAGAGGCCGGGGCGGCUUCGGGCUCAGCGUGUGGCCUGCGUGGGGCGGUCGGGAGGCCGCGGCAGGGCGAGCUCACGGGGAAGACGCCGCAGGAGGGAGUUGGCCGCGCCGAGUUACCAGCACCCAACUCGCAGGAACCCCCACGCCCACUGCUCUCCCCUCGGCGGAGUGCUCCCCAGUCCCUGGGACCGGUCCCUCAGGACCCGCCCCCUCAGGACGCCGUCUCCCCUCGGGACCCGCCCCCUCGGGACCCGCCCCCUCAGGACGCCGUCUCCCCUCAGGACGCCGUCUCCCCUCAGGACGCCGUCUCCCCUCACGACCCGUCCCUCGAACCCAAGUCUCCGCUACUACCCGCGGCACUGACGUGCGCGCUGCGAACCGAGGGAUCCGAGGCCGGUGUCUUCCGGACCCCACCUCUGGCUGCAGCAAAUGAAUCCGCAUCCAUCCUGGAAGAAGUGGAGUUUAUGGCUCUGGCGCCCCUGGUGGACACGCCCAGCCCCUCAACAGGCCCUUUCAACACAAUGCUGACCUCCCCAGGACCCAUAACACAGAACAGUGCACUUGCCAGCCUCCUGACUGGCCCCAUGAACAGCCACCUAGCCAGCCCCAUGGCAAUGCCCGCAGUGGGCACACUAGUCAGCUCUCUGGGCCUGCCCUCAACUGGACCCCUGACUCCAAGCAGCCAGCUGACCGGCUCCAUGCCAGCGUCCCCAGCAGGCACACUGACCAGCUCCAUGGGUCUCGUUUCUACCGGCCCCCUGACUCCAAGCAGCCAGCUGACUGGCUCCAUGCCAGCGUCCCCAGCAGGCACACUGACCAGCUCCAUGGGUCUCGUUUCUACCGGCCCCCUGACUCCAAGCAGCAAGCUGACUGGCUCCAUGCCAGCGUCCCCAGCAGGCACACUGACCAGCUCCAUGGGUCUCGUUUCUACCGGCCCCCUGACUCCAAGCAGCCAGCUGACUGGCUCCAUGCCAGCGUCCCCAGCAGGCACAGUGACCAGCUCCAUGGGUCUCGUUUCUACCGGCCCCCUGACUCCAAGCAGCAAGCUGACUGGCUCCAUGCCAGCGUCCCCAGCAGGCACACUGACCAGCUCCAUGGGUCUUGUUUCUACCGGCCCCCUGACUCCAAGCAACCCCUUGGCAGGCCCCCCACCCCUGUCUCUGAGCAUCCCCCCGCUCACCUCCACAGCUGCCCCCCCAGCUGUUUCUCAGAACCUUCUGGCCAACCCCAUGGGUAAUGGGGUGCUGUCUGAGGGCCCAAGGGUGCGGCUGCCAGAGCCACUCUACGGACACCCCUCCGGACCCCAUCCUUCCGCUGGUGCAGGGCCUGCUGCCACCUCCAAAGACCCACUCUCCACCGAGAAUCCCCUCCUGACCCGGGACCCUGAGCCCCUCAAUGUGACGUUCGUGGGGGAGCCCAUCCAGACCUCCACCCCCGUCAGCACCGUGGGCAAGCCGGGUUCACCAGCAGCCUUCUCCUACAGCACCUCAGGUGCCCGAACCCAGCCAGAUACUUCCCAGGGACAAGCAGCUCCUGUCCCUGUCCCCACUGCCCCAACGGCUUCCCCUUCUGCCCCUGCUCCUGUCCCCCAAGCUGCCACCAACUACAGCCCUGAAAGGAUCACCCACUCCCCUUCCCGGCCCUCCCCUACCCCCCACUCCCCACCACGAAACCCGCACUCCCCACCUCGAACUUCAUCCUCCCCGGCUUCUGUCAACAAUACCUGGGGCCUACGUGUCCCCAAAACGUCUCGGAAAAGUGCCCUGGACUUGGAGCGGAAGCUGGCCCACCGCAAGACCAGCAAGUACCCUGACAGCCCCCGAGAGUCAAAGCAGCCGGCCUGGGAGAGAUUGGUGGGGGAGGUCGCCUUCCAGCUGGACCGUAGGAUCCUCUCCAGCAUCUUUCCCGAGCGAGUGCGCCUCUACGGCUUCACUGUCUCAAACAUUCCUGAGAAGAUCAUCCAGGCCUCUCUGAACCCCAAUAACCACAAGCUGGAUGAGGAGCUGUGCCAGACGCUCACACAGCGCUACGUGAGCAUUAUGAACCGGCUGCAGAGUCUGGGCUACAACGGGCGGGUGCACCCAGCACUGACCGAGCAGCUGGUGAAUGACUUCGGCAUCCUGCGCGAGCGGCCUGAGCUGGCUGUGUCUGAGGGCGGCUCCUUCACCGUUGACUUCCUGCAGCGCGUGCUGGUGGAGACUGUGCACCCCAGCAUGCUCAGCGACGCGCUGCUGCUGCUCUCCUGCCUUAACCAGUUGGCGCACGACGAUGGCAAGCCCAUGUUCAUCUGGUGACUUACGCCCGCUCUGCCAGACUCGCCUCGCUCUGCCCCACUCCCCAGAGCACGGACAUUAAAGCUUCCCACAUAUGCUGGCCACUGGGCCUGCCUGCACUCCUGGCUGUGCUGCCUCCUUCGGUGGCCCCCAGUGCCCUCUCUCCUGUGCCCCGUCCUGGGGCAGCUGUCUGGCCAAG
Molecule: messenger RNA, 2674 nt
Organism: Artibeus jamaicensis (Jamaican fruit-eating bat)
Lineage: Eukaryota; Metazoa; Chordata; Mammalia; Chiroptera; Phyllostomidae
Gene: SPATC1
Product: spermatogenesis and centriole associated 1
Exons: 7
Coding region: 1-2496 (831 amino acids)
Source: RefSeq, a predicted model, not a curated record